AUGGCCGGCGGUAACAAGCAAAAGGAGCCCUUCUGGCUAGGCGGUGCUGCGGCCUCGAUGGCCGUCUGCUUCACGCAUCCACUCGACCAGACAAAAUAUCGAAUGCAGGUCAUCAGAUCACGAGAAUCCAUGUUUCGAGCAAUGUACCGGUUCGCAGCGCGAGACGGCGUCUUCUCUCUUUGGUCGGGACUCUCGGCAUCCAUCUUUCGACAGACGACCUACUCGACCGCGAGGUUCGGCCUCUACAACUACUUUGCGCAACGGGCGAAACAAUGGACCGGAAAAGACAAGCUGACAACGGCCAUGACGAUAUCCUGUGCCGGGUUAGCAGGAGGCAUGGCCGGGCUGGUGGGAAAUCCUGCCGAGGUCGUCCUCGUCCGGAUGUGCGCCGACGGAGCGAAAAACAUCGGCGAACGGUUCACGUACUCCAACGCCAUCGAGGGGCUUUACAGGAUAGGCAGAGAGGAAGGCCUGGGCGCAUUCACACGAGGCAUCUCGGCCAACGUUGUCCGCAGCGUACUCAUGAGUGAGUCAACAAAGGUCUCGGAAAGGACUGACACGUUCGAUUGGGAGCUAACUAAGGAUUGA
Molecule: messenger RNA, 588 nt
Organism: Colletotrichum higginsianum IMI 349063
Lineage: Eukaryota; Fungi; Ascomycota; Sordariomycetes; Glomerellales; Glomerellaceae
Product: mitochondrial dicarboxylate transporter
Exons: 6
Coding region: 1-588 (195 amino acids)
Biological process (GO): malate transmembrane transport; phosphate ion transmembrane transport; oxaloacetate transport
Molecular function (GO): succinate transmembrane transporter activity; sulfate transmembrane transporter activity; oxaloacetate transmembrane transporter activity
Source: RefSeq, a predicted model, not a curated record